CACACACACACACACACACACACACACACACACACACACACACACACACACACAUCUGUAAUAACACACACACACGCUCACACAAACAGAGAGCCGGGAGAGAGGAGGACGUCUGUGCGCGUCACGAUGCCCGUGCGACAGAAAGAUGCUCAGCGAGCGCUGGAGCUGCUGCAGCAGUACCGGGUCAAACUAGGGGAGAGGCAGCAGGACCAGAAUCGGACCAAAGAGGGCCCCGGGGAGGAAGACCACCAGCUCCAGCAGUCUCUGGACAGAGUCAUCAGUGUCUUCCAAAGUCAGCUCUUCAGCGCUCUGCUCGAUAUCCAGGAGUACUAUGAGUUGACCAUCCUUGUAGACAGCCAGUGUUCUGUGGAGCAGACGGAUGGUCCAGGCCCGGAUGGUCCAGGCCUCCCUGCCUCCUCUAACCUGACAGCACAACUCCCUGAUCAGCCACAGGUCUCCCCUGCUCCCCUGAGCCCCCCGGCUUCUAGUGGACCAACCCAGCCAUCACCCUUAACCCCCAAACCUAGGUCAAUCAAGCAUCAACCUGCCCCUCCAGUCCCUGGAACACCGAGACAUUCCCCAACAUCCCCCGGUACACCUCAGUCACAGCCAUCCACAAUCAAAUACCGUGCUCCUCUUCCUCCUCUCCAGUCUGGAGCGUCUAUAUCCUCGGCAGCAGAGACUUCUAAACCCUCUUCUCCCUCUGCUGCUGGAGUGAACGGAGUAGAAACCCCCACUGGCUCCAUAAAAACACCUCCUGCAGUAUCACUGAAUGGAACAAAGCGACUUCUCACUCCCACUAACUCUGGUGCCUCUUCAGAAAACUCCACCAUCUCUGCAAAUCCGCAAAACCUUCCUGCCUCUCCUGACCUCAAGCUGGUGACGGUCUCAGCCCUCAUCUCCAGCACCAUCCAGGGCCUUGUGUCUCCAACCACUCCGGACAAACUCACCCCCACUGGCACCACUCCCAGCACCAGCCCAGGUCUGAACAGAGUCACAGACACUGCAGUCGUCUCUACAGCUCUCACGACCAGCAAGGACCCGGGAUUCGGCAAAGUCACUCCCACCACGAGUCCAACCAGCCCCAACCGGGGGAAAUUUACCUUCAGCAACGUCAGCCCCACAGCUCCUCCCGGGCCUUUGACUAAAGGACCUCAUCUGAGCCCCGGGUCGGUAAAAAUCACCCCCCCAAGCCCCAGUCAUGGUCCAGCCGGCCCCAGGCCAAGCCCACUGACAAGCCCUCUGACCCCCAUCAAGGCCAACCCCCCUCCGGUGGUGGUCAACGCAGACAGCGUCGACACGCCCCCAUACGUCAAUGGAACAGAAGCAGACUAUGAGUACGAGGAAAUCACGCUGGAGCGGGGUAACUCAGGCCUCGGGUUCAGUAUCGCAGGAGGGACCGAUAACCCCCACAUCGGAGAAGACCCCUCCAUCUUCAUCACCAAGAUUAUACCUGGAGGGGCCGCAGCUCAGAAUGGACGACUCAGGGUGAACGACUGCAUAGUGCGAGUGAACGAGGCCGACGUCAGGGAGGUGACCCACAGCGGGGCUGUGGAGGCGCUGAAGGAUGCAGGAGGUCUCGUCCGACUGUGCAUCCGACGCAGGAGGAGCCUCACUGAGAGAAUCCUGGAUAUCAAGCUGGUCAAAGGGCCGAAAGGUUUAGGAUUCAGCAUAGCAGGUGGAGUUGGAAACCAACAUGUGCCGGGCGACAACAGCAUCUACGUGACGAAGGUCAUCGAGGGAGGAGCUGCACACAAAGACGGACGGCUACAGAUCGGGGACAAACUUGUAGCUGUGAACAGCUCCUGUUUGGAGGAGGUAUCUCACGAGGAGGCGGUGGCUGCCCUCAAGUCGACUCCUGACGUCGUGUACCUCCGUGUGGCCAAACACACCUCGCUUUUUAUCAACGACAACUUCCCUCCGCCUGACGUCACCAACUCGUACUCCCCACAUCAAGACAACCACAUAAGCCCUUACAUGAGCGGCAGUCAGUCUGUGAGCCCGGCUCCGUUAACCACUCCCAGAUACUCGCCGCUGCCCAGGACCAUGACCGGAGACGACGAGAUCCCCAGAGAACCCAGACGGGUGGUGCUGCAGCGAGGGACCACGGGUCUCGGCUUCAACAUCGUGGGCGGAGAGGACGGCGAGGGAAUCUUCAUCUCCUUCAUUCUGGCCGGAGGUCCGGCCGAUCUGUGUGGGGAGCUGCGGAAGGGAGACCGCAUCCUGUCGGUGAACGGCGUGGACCUGUCCAGUGCGACACACGAGCAGGCGGCUGCGGCGCUGAAGAACGCGGGACAGACCGUUACCAUAGUAGCGCAGUACAGACCAGAGGAGUACAGUCGUUUCGAGGCGAAGAUCCAUGACCUGAGGGAACAGAUGAUGACCAGCAGCGUCAGCUCCAGCUCCACGUCGCUCCGCUCCACACAGAAACGCACACUUUACGUCAGAGCGUUGUUCGACUACGACGGAAGUGCGUCCGAUCUGAGCGCGCCCAAUCAGGCCCUGCCGUUUCAUUUCGGGGACAUCCUCCAUGUGAGCGGCGCCGGCGAAGAGGAGUGGUGGCCCGCCCGUCACCUCAGCCCCCCGCCCCCGAACUGCCCCGAAGUCGGGGUCAUCCCCAGCCGCAGGAGGGCAGAGAAGAAGGAGAGGUCGAGGUUAAAGACGGUCAGAGUGUCCAGGUCUCAGGACAGAUCGGAUCAGGAUGAUAAAGAGCUGGUAACCUCUGGCACCAGCGAUAGUGAGAGUAGUUCCUCCGGUCAGGAGGAGGUUUUACUCACCUACCAACCUGUCAUGCAGCAGGAAGUUAAUUACACGCGGCCGGUCAUCGUGCUCGGACCAAUGAAAGAUCGGGUCAACGAUGACCUCAUCUCUGAGUUCCCUGACAAGUUUGGCUCGUGCGUCCCACACACGACGCGGCCGCGGCGAGACUACGAGGUGGACGGCAGGGAUUACCACUUCAUGGCCUCCAGAGAGCUCAUGGAGCAAGAGAUCCAGGAGCAUAAAUUCAUCGAGGCCGGACAGUACAACAACCAUCUGUAUGGAACCAGCAUACAGUCUGUCCGAGAGGUCGCCGACAAGGGUAAACAUUGUAUACUGGACGUAUCAGGGAAUGCAAUAAAGCGUCUCCAGAUGGCAGGCCUCCAUCCCGUCGCUAUUUUCAUUAGCCCACGCAACGUCGACAACAUCCUAGAGAUGAACAAGCGCUUCACCGAGGAGCAGGCGAGGAAGACGUUCGACCGAGCGGUCAAACUGGAGCAGGAGUUCACAGAGUACUUUUCUGGAAUCGUCCAGGGCUCGUCUCUAGAGGAGGUUUACUCGCAGGUGAAGCAGAUCGUGGAGGAGCAGUCCGGUCCGUACAUCUGGAUACCAACCAAGGAGCGACUUUGAAUAAACACAUCACACACACAUCACUCUUUCAAUACUUCCUACUUCUCUAAUUUUCUAUUAUCAGCCUGCUUCCUCUCUCUCUUUCUUUCUCCGGUGCACUCAUCACGACGAACACACACACACACACACACACACACACAUUCACACGAGCACAUGAACUGGGACGAGGGCUGGGACUAUCUGGGACUGCCAGUUCCUGAAGAGGGAGGAGCUCAAGUCUGUCCAGCAGCCUAUUGGUGGAUCUUCCUACAGCUCGGUUCCUUAAUGUUUAAGGAGGUGGUUUCCAAUCAAGGCGACAUGUACCAUUAUCUGAUUUGAUUUCAUUAUUGUUGUUCUUAUUGUUGUUGUCGUUGUUGUUUUCAUAUUAAUGAAGGGUAAUGCAUCAAUGUAUGGGUUUGUAAUGAUAAUAUUGUCACCAAGAGGCAGACUUUUGCACGCUGUAGCUUUAAGAGCAUGUUUUUGGGAGAAAACUUGAUCUCCUCUUCCUGUCGGACCGUCUUUCCUCAUGGCAUCACUCCUGUUUAGAGUUUCUCUCUCUCCCUCGUCUUUUUCUUUCUAUCUCUCAUAACCCAUCCCUCGUUCCAUCCUCUCCUCUGUCAGACUUUAAAUAUGAGGUGAAAACUUUAUAAUGUGCCCCCAACCUUUUGGAAUCAAGGGCCAAAAGGAAACUUUACGUACAUUUACGGUUAAGAGAUGUAGAAACUAAAUAUAUAUGAAUAUGAAGUUAUUUAAGAUUUCUAAGAUCAGAAUUUAAAUAGAUAGAAUAGAUGUUAUUGUUUUUGAAGGCCCGAAAAGAAACACAUCAGCCUCAUAAUGGUGGAAGAGCCCCUGUGGAGCCCUGAGCCGUUAUUUAUCAACUCUCUGAGAAUAUAGUAAGAGUAUAUAUUUAAGAAUAAAAACUUAAAUCGCUGUAAGUAAAGAUUAGGACACAUUUAUCAAUGUAUCCUGAAAGACUGAUAAUUGGUACAGGAAGCUGAAUGACCGAAAACAUCUGAGCCCACAGCCGAGGAGAGAAGGAACAGGCGGAGCGGUGAGAAAAGAAAAGUCAGUGGGACAUCUAAAGGAUUUUAAAGCUGCUAUUUAAAGGUGAAAUAGUUGCAUAAAGUUGCAUAAAGAGCAGCUUUCAAGUGAUCACAUGAUUCAUUUACUCUGAGCAGAAACGGCCAAUUAGAGACAUGUAUUUAAACUACAUUUGCCGGAAAUCCGAUACUUGUAUUUCACUAUUUCAUAUUUUACUCUGCAAAAACGUAAUUUAAAUGAUUAAUUUAAAUAUAUAAAUGAGGGAAAUCUCCUGUGAUGAUCAAAAGAAACCCAAACUGAUCAGGUAGUGAAAGCUGCUGCUGGUCGAUACUCUACAUCUCUACAUAAUAAAAAAGAUAAUAAAUAGAAUAUAGUGUCACACUGACAAGUGGAAAUCAAUCGUUUUUAGUUGUGUUCUUGUCGUACCCCUGAGCCUGUUGAAGGAGAUAAUAAGUAGAAGAAAAAGUUAUGUAAAAUCUUAUUAAAUGUUCAAAUCAAAUCCAAAUAACAUGUAAUCAUGUUGCUUGAGCUCGAUAUUGUUCAUCGUGACAAAAAUAGUAUUUUGUACAAUCCCACUAAAACUAUUGUAUGUAAGAGUAUAAGAUACUUUAUGUCAGAGGAAAUUAAAAUAUAUUUUAGUCUAGUGAAUGAUUUUUGGAUUCAUCUUUCACUUAAAUUCAAAAUUUAACUUUUAGCUCCUUGAUAAAUACGGGCACAGAUCCUCUGAUAAAGAAACUUGAGUAAAUCCCACAAUGUUUCACUGCCUUUCUUUCCCUCCUCAUCCUCCUCUUCUCUUCUUCGCGCCUUCAUUUUCCUCCUCUUGUCCUCUUGUCUCCUUUCCUCUCCACACUCACGUGACAUUAGUUGAGCAUUGAACAGUAUCAUCAUCUUCUUCAACACUAUCAUCACGAUCAUAAUCAUCAGCAUCAUCGGUAUAGCUUUCCUUCUUACUGUAGUUGCACUAAUGAGGGCUGGUUUCAUAAAAGUAUCUUAGGGUCACAGGUCUGAUACCGUCCCAGUGUUUCUCUGGUAUUUAUAGAUGUGUGACGCAUUCACUUGUCCUUCAGCUGAUUCUCUGCUUUAUAAAACUGGUUUGAAAGCCCUGAAGAGAGGACACAUUUAGCAUUUAGCAACUGAAGAGCUAAAUCUUCCCCUCAGGAGUCGGUGGUGACCAAAAACGGAGCUAAAAGAGAGUGAAGUCAAAACCGCAGCUUAAUGGAAAAGAACGACUAUAAUCUGCGUUGUCAAGUGUAACAUUCAAGAUGCUUUUGGUGACACAGCCCCCCGUAUGGACCUUGUCAGCCCAACCACGACCCAUCUCCACCCUCAACCCCCCACGGCAACUCCUCCACGCUGACUGGAGACCAGAGACACACAGAGAGGCCUGUUCUGUCAGCAGAGUAGCUCCCAGACCCGCAUACUGGAUAGUUUUGACCACGUGUGUUUCAAAAGCUUUAAUAUCUCCUCACAGAAUGUUCAGCUAAACUCCAAUCCCCCUCCUCGUGUGUUCCUCUGUGCGAAUCGAGUAGACCGGUGGUGUUUGUCAGUUGACAGAAACAAACUCUCUGUAUGACUCCGGCUGUGUGUUUCUAGCCAGGGGACCAUGCCACUGUCUGUUAGAGUAAAGCACUGAUGCAAAGAAUCUAUUACAGAGAUGGAUCUAUAUCUAACAUAUUAUAAUAUUUAUCCCUGCUCUAACUGCCUAUUUUGGUACAAAAAUGAAUAAAUAAAAGUCUUUAUUGACA
Messenger RNA from Hippoglossus stenolepis (Pacific halibut), 6152 nucleotides. Its product is annotated as discs large homolog 1-like protein. Gene Ontology annotation, molecular function: kinase binding. The record is from RefSeq and is a predicted model, not a curated record. Gene Ontology annotation, cellular component: neuromuscular junction; neuron projection; postsynaptic density membrane. Lineage: Eukaryota; Metazoa; Chordata; Actinopteri; Pleuronectiformes; Pleuronectidae. Bases 127 to 3387 code for a protein of 1086 amino acids. The transcript is spliced from 24 exons. Gene Ontology annotation, biological process: chemical synaptic transmission; neurotransmitter receptor localization to postsynaptic specialization membrane.